AGAUGGCUCCAUCUGCGGGAAAUGCAAACAAAUCAUUGGAGAUGAAUGCAGUUGAAGGAAAGGGAAACUUGCGUUUAGAAUUCAAUAGCAGAUUGACAGAACUUAAAAACCUUCUUCCAGAAGGAAGUUCAAGCCAACCGUGCCAAACGCAGAAUGACAUUUUAUUGGAAGUGAUAAACUACAUAAAAUGGCUUCAAACAGAAUGCAGUCAAAGUCAAGAGAUACAGAAUCAACUUAAACGCCUUUUUGUUGAUUUGAUAAAAUCGGCAGUAACAUUGAAACGCUUAAAAGAUCUAACAAAAGCAACAGUGGUUGACAAAAGCACAGACGGUAAACAGAACACCACAACAUCAUGUGCAUAUACGGAAUGACAUAUUAUACUAACUACGUAUAAAUAGACUCGUUCA
Molecule: messenger RNA, 407 nt
Organism: Ruditapes philippinarum (Manila clam)
Lineage: Eukaryota; Metazoa; Mollusca; Bivalvia; Venerida; Veneridae
Exons: 4
Coding region: 3-371 (122 amino acids)
Molecular function (GO): protein dimerization activity
Source: RefSeq, a predicted model, not a curated record